Haliotis rufescens (red abalone) is the source of this 4152-nucleotide messenger RNA. Its product is annotated as toll-like receptor 13. Gene Ontology annotation, molecular function: transmembrane signaling receptor activity; protein binding. The record is from RefSeq and is a predicted model, not a curated record. The transcript has 2 exons. Gene Ontology annotation, cellular component: membrane. The coding region runs from base 116 to 2176 and encodes 686 amino acids. Lineage: Eukaryota; Metazoa; Mollusca; Gastropoda; Lepetellida; Haliotidae. Gene Ontology annotation, biological process: toll-like receptor signaling pathway; immune response; inflammatory response.
UGAUCAAAAUGACAGAACUGUUUAGCAACGCAACGAACGUCAUAGAGAACGUAACACGGCUUGUAUCUGUAGACAAGCAGGAUUUUCCCGUUCAGUUGAUGCCUCGCGGCCAAGAAUGAAGACUUCAUUACUACUAGUCGUCCUUGUGAGUUUGGCAAGUGCAACUAGGAAGCUCCCAAAGUACUGUGAGGGUAAGCAUCCAAGGAUGUCCUGCGAUGGCAAGGGAAACCAUCUUAACUACAUCCCUAGAGCUCCUCCAGACAUUACAGAUGUCCUCUUGACAAACAUAAACUUGGGCGUGGUCACCAGGGCCAUGACUGCCAACUUGACCUUCUGCAAUCUGACUUCGUUUUACCUGAAAGGAAACAACAUCAUAGGAGUAUCACCCGAUGCCUUUCGGGACUUGGAUGACCUUGAGGUUCUGGAUUGGCAACAGACAUACCUGCCGCUCACAGACGUCAUUACAGCCCUGCAGGGAGUGUCUAGUCCUCUUAAAACUCUCCGACUUAAAGCAAACAGUGUGCCUGAACAAACUCUUAAUGCAACAGUGUUUCAACAUCUGAACAGCUUGAGCAGGCUCACCAUUGCUCUGGGAAGUCUGAGGACUUUCAACGCAACUGCAUUUUCGCACAUGAUGAAUUUACAGUAUGUUGAUUUCUCACAGAACAAUAUGAGCCAGUUGAUCCUGGAGCAAAUCAUUCCAAAUAUGACACGUUUGACUCUUGCUGAGAAUAAUUUAGUUGAUGUUCCACAACUGUGUUUGUCGGAUAUUAGACCGUUAACUCCACGGUUACGAAGCUUAGAUCUUGGAAAUAAUGCCAUCAGAAACCUGGAUGUCUCAUCAAUUACGUGCCUGAAGAAUCUAUUGAAACUCAGCCUUUCGCAAAACAGAAUUGAAGUACUUCCGGAUAAUGUGUUUGCUAACCUCCACAAGCUCCAGAGUUUACAUAUAUCCAAUUCAGGGUCACUGAAAAGAAUUGGAGAUCUUGCUUUCAACUCCACAAGUUUGUACAAGUUUUACUUUGCAAAAAACCGACUUCUGUCACCGAAACACUUUAACCCGGUGACUCUUUUCAAACACACACCAAACCUUGGGAUACUGGACAUGACCAGCACGAAGAUAGACAUAAGUGUGUACCUUCUGAAGGACUUUCUCCUGAAUCUGAAGGCCAUUGAAAAACUAGUACUGCAAGACACUUUCAUCAAGGAACUUCCAUCGGGGACCUUCUCCCAGCUGACAAAACUCAGGGAGCUUAUUCUCAAUGGUAACUAUGUGUCCAAAUGGAAAAGUGAUGUGUUCGAAAAUGUCACAAGUAUAAAAAAGAUCUCUUUCGAUGGCUGCAACAUCAAACUGAUUAAAGAGGAGACCUUUCCCCUUGAGUUCCGCCUCAGCGUCCGAGAGAUUAAUUUGUCGAACAACCCCUUUACUUGCACGUGCGAACUACUCUGGUUCCGGAACUGGAUGAAGAAGACCAUGGCCAACCACAGUAUCAAGUUUACACAGUAUCCACGCAGAUACGAGUGUCGGGCCCCGAAUGUUCACCCUCUGCAGCUCAAAGAUUUUAACCCAACUGCCAAGUCCUGUUCACCCAGAAAGGAAUACACUGUGCUUCUCUCAAUAAUCUUAAGCAUUACCUUGGUGUUCAUCAUCACAGCAGUAGUGGCCUAUCGAUACCGAUGGUAUCUCUUCUACUGGAUAUCGCUACUGAGACGACGGCGUCAACGAGGACAGGCUGCUCCACUGCUUGAGAUGAAGUACGACGCCUUCAUCUCCUACAGCAACCCCGACGGUGACUGGGUGUACGACGAGCUGAUGGGGUACCUGGAGGGCGAGGCGGGAUUACGACUGUGUGAACACAGCAGAGACUUUGAAAGCGGUAAACUCAUUGUGGACAACGUGUUUGAAGCUCUGGAUUCAAGCAGGAAGACUGUCCUCGUCAUCUCCAAUGAGUACAUGAAGAGUGACUGGUGUCAGUUUGAGCUACAGAUGGCUCUGAAUUCUUUCCUGAAGCAGGAAAUUAAACUCGUUGUGAUCCUACUGGAACACGUUAAAGCCUGUCACGUGACGUCCACUCUGCGCGCGUUGAUGACGUCGACCACAUAUAUUGAGUGGCCGAAUGUUCCUGCAGCUCAACAGGUUUUUAAACAGCGCCUGAGAAACUAUCUAGAGGAAUAAAGUGUGUGGCUAUGUUCUUGAAAUAUUAACCCUCUAUCAUUUUCACAAAAUAAUUGGUAAGGUUGGGCAGCCUUGCGAUUUAAGUGUCCAAUCGUCACGCCAAAGCCUGGAUUCCUCACAUUUCUGAUAUUUGAAAAGUCAAUUUCUGGUGUCCCCAGCCGUGAUAUUGUUGGAACAUUGCUAAAAGGGGCUAUAUUCACGGACUCAAAAUUAAAAAUGCUGCAUUGUUAUCUUCAAGAUGGUGUAAAUAUAUUGCCACGUUAAACAUGCUGCAUUGUCAUCGUCAAGAUGGUGUUAAUAUAUUGCCGUGUUAAACAUGCUGUAUUGUCAUCCUCAAGCAUUAUAAAUAUAUAUAUGGAAACGAAUAAGGGAACAUUGAAAAAUAUUGGGAAAUAUGCUGUCUGUCGGUACAUUUGAAAUAGCGCACAAACAAAUUCAACGCAUGUCAGAAUCAAAUUUUGAGAUGUGUUUGUGUGCAUGAUUUCCAAAGCGUAUUUUGUAAACAAGGCUGAAAACCCAUGGUAGCAUAUAAUUUAACUGUGUCAAAUACUAAGUUUCCCUUAUUCAUUUCCAUCAGCGUACAUUGCUAAGUUAAACAUGCGGCAUACUCAAGCGCGUGUAAAUAUAUUGUCAUGUUAAACAUGCUCCAUUGUCAUCCUCAAACUGGUGUAAAUAUACUGCCACGUUAAACAUGCUGCAUUGUCAUCCUCAAACUGGUGUAAAUAUAUUGCCGCGUUAAACAUGCUGCAUUGUCAUCCUCAAACUGGUGUAAAUAUAUUGUCACGUUAAACAUGCUGCAUUGUCAUCUGAAGAUGGUGUAAAUAUAUUGUCACGUUAAACAUGCUGCAUUGUCAUCUGAAGAUGGUGUAAAUAUAUUGUCACGUUAAACAUGCUGCAUUGUCAUCUGAAGAUGGUGUAAAUAUAUUGUCACGUUAAACAUGCUGCAUUGUCAUCUGAAGAUGGUGUAAAUAUAUUGUCACGUUAAACAUGCUGCAUUGUCAUCUGAAGAUGGUGUAAAUAUAUUGUCACGUUAAACAUGCUGCAUUGUCAUCUGAAGAUGGUGUAAAUAUAUUGUCACGUUAAACAUGCUGCAUUGUCAUCUGAAGAUGGUGUCGAUAUAUUGCCACGUUAAACAUGCUGCAUUGUCAUCUGAAGAUGGUGUAAAUAUAUUGUCACGUUAAACAUGCUGCAUUGUCAUCUGAAGAUGGUGUAAAUAUAUUGUCACGUUAAACAUGCUGCAUUGUCAUCUGAAGAUGGUGUCGAUAUAUUGCCACGUUAAACAUGCUGCAUUGUCAUCUGAAGAUGGUGUAAAUAUAUUGUCACGUUAAACAUGCUGCAUUGUCAUCUGAAGAUGGUGUAAAUAUAUUGACACGUUAAACAUGCUGCAUUGUCAUCUGAAGAUGGUGUAAAUAUAUUGUCACGUUAAACAUGCUGCAUUGUCAUCUGAAGAUGGUGUAAAUAUAUUGUCACGUUAAACAUGCUGCAUUGUCAUCUGAAGAUGGUGUAAAUAUAUUGUCACGUUAAACAUGCUGCAUUGUCAUCUGAAGAUGGUGUAAAUAUAUUGUCACGUUAAACAUGCUGCAUUGUCAUCUGAAGAUGGUGUAAAUAUAUUGUCACGUUAAACAUGCUGCAUUGUCAUCUGAAGAUGGUGUAAAUAUAUUGCCGCGUUAAACAUGCUGCAUUGUCAUCUGAAGAUGGUGUAAAUAUAUUGUCACGUUAAACAUGCUGCAUUAUCAUCUGAUGAUGGGUUAAAUAUACUCACACGCAAAAGAAACGCAAGUCGAGUAUGCAGUACACAUGUUAUUUAUAUUCAACAGUAAAGACAAGAAAUACUAAUAGGGCAAGAUUGACAAAAUUGUGACUGAAGACAGUUAAAUGGAUUAAAAUGCAGAUGACAUAAUUGAUGUUGUUUUUUAAAUGUUAAGGGCUUACACAGUUUCGGGUCAAUACCCAAAAUGUCAGUCAAUACCUGGUGU